This is a messenger RNA of Dictyostelium purpureum, 960 nucleotides long. RefSeq lists its product as uncharacterized. The coding region runs from base 1 to 960 and encodes 319 amino acids. The record is from RefSeq and is a predicted model, not a curated record. The transcript is spliced from 2 exons. NCBI's taxonomy places the organism in Eukaryota, Evosea, Eumycetozoa, Dictyosteliales, Dictyosteliaceae.
AUGGAUAUAACUCCAACAUUUUCUCCAAACAUAAGACCAAUCAUACAUCAUCACCAAACAGUACCACCUUUUACUAUACCACCACCUGAUCAAUCAAAUUCUCUCUCUCCUCUAUCUUCUCCCUCCUUGCUAUCACUACAUCAAUUUCAACUUAAUCAACAACUACUAUUACAACAAACAAACAAUAAUAUAAACAAUGUAGUCGAUAUAAAUAAUAAUAAUAACAAUAAUAAUAACAAUAAUAAUAAUAAUAAUAAUAAUAAUAAUAAUAAUAAUAAUAAUAAUAACAAUAUAAACCCUGUAAAUACGAAUAACAACAAUGCUAAUUUUCAAAGAGUUUUAAAUAAUAACGAAAAUGUAAAUAAUUUUAACACAGUAAAUACAAAUGUAUCACCAUCAACAAAUACAACUCCUAACAGUGUUGGACAUUUAAGAGUUGAUAUACCAAAUAAUAAUAAUGCGGCAGUUGAUAAUAAUAUCAAUAAUAAUAAUUUUAAUAAUAAUAACAAUAAUGCAACACCAAAUAUAGAGCUAACAACACCAAACUCAUUAAGCGUACCAACUACACCGAUGGUUGCCCCCCAGAUGCCAUUUUCUCAACCACCACCCUUACUAAGCUCAAUGAAUACUCCUAUAAAUAACUCAACUUCAAACCCAUCAACCCCAAGAAAUGAUAGAGAUUUAUUAAGAAGACUAGCUGUAACAAAUAGCAACAGUAACAACAUUUUGUCGCCAAAUACAUUUAGUUUAAAUAGUAAUAGCAACAACAGUACGUCUCCAACUCUACAACCAUUGAAUAUAAAUAGUAACUCAUCACCCACUACCACAACCACUACCACUACCACCACUACAAAUUCAAAUCUCAACAACUUAUCAAUUGAAAUGGAUGAACAAGUUGUUCCAAAACAAUCAUCUCCACUUAUAACUUCUUCAAAAAAAAGGAUAAAAUUAAAUGUAUAA